GUUCAAGUCAAGUGAAAAGCUACAAACGUAAAUAGCUACAUGGAUAAAAUUUGGUACACAGGUGUAGCAUCUAAAUUGUAGAUUUCUAUCAAAUUUUGAACGAAAUCCAUUCUGAGGAAGCCUAUCUGUUCAAGUCAAGUGAAAAGCUACAAACGUAAAUAGCUACAUGGAUAAAAUUUGGUACACAGGUGUAGCAUCUAAAUUGUAGAUUUCUAUCAAAUUUUGAACGAAAUCCACUCGGAGGAAGCCUAUCUGUUCAAGUCAAGUGGAAAGCUACAAAACGUAAAUAACUACAUGGAUAAAAUUUGGUACACAGGUGUAGCAUCUAAAUUGUAGAUUUCUAUCAAAUUUUGAACGAAAUCCAUUCUGAGGAAGCCUAUCUGUUCAAGUCAAGUGGAAAGCUACAAAACGUAAAUAACUACAUGGAUAAAAUUUGGUACACAGGUGUAGCAUCUAAAUUGUAGAUUUCUAUCAAAUUUUGAACCAUGUCGGUCAAAGGAUUGACCAUCUGUCAGCAUGAAAUUUCUCUCAUAAUUCAUAAAUGCAGUGACUUAAAUCAAUGAAAUUUGGUAUGACUGCAGUCAUAGUUCCAUGUGAAAUUUUGGAUUUAAUCUGUCAGAAAAAAAGGUGUCAAAAUUACAUAUUCGCUCGACAGAUCCAGAAAUAUUCGAAAAUCACUCCAGAAAUCUAUAUUUCGUAACUAUUGUUCGCUAUUAUUCGUGGAGUUACCUAAAACACACAAUUUUAUGUGGAGGGGUUGGUUGAUUGUGGUUUAAUGGCGCAAGAGUCAUGUUUGGCUAAACUGCGCCAAUCAAAUGGUAAAUGCUGAAGGGAAAAGGUACAAAACUUUUAUUGAAAAGUAUGCGAGAAAGUUUCAAGGAAACCAUUCCCACUGCUUAAAAAAUUAUUUUUUAACCUUGCGAUAGCUAAGAAAUAAAAAUAAAAAUUAUUACUUUACAAAUAAUAUACAUUUAAUUCUGUUAUAGCAAGGCUUUAUUGAUUACUGCCAUAUACUUGCGUAGAAAAUAUAUUAGACGACAUUUAUAAGUUUAUAUAUUUUAACUUGCGUUUUAAUUAGAGGCCAUCAAAAACUUUUUUACCCUGCAAAAAAUUGGGAACGCUGAUCUAAAAAAAACACACAGCUGGAGCUCAGAAAAUCUAUACUACGACACCCCCUCCCCCCUUACUACUUUUUGCUACAAUGAUACCUUUGCGACAUACGAAGGUUCGAUAAUCUAUAUCUUCUAAACGAGAUAUUUCGCUACGAUAUUUUCAGCUUCUAGUUAACAUUCCAGCCAGAACGCAGAAUGACCUUCAGCAAUCACCUUUAGUGACGGUUACAAUUUUAUCUAAGUUAUAACUUACAGCACUGAUAGGCGCUCGAUGAGAGGGGUCAUGACGUCACACGACGCGUUACAGGGAAGUCAUGCGCCGACGGCAACCACUGACUGAUCGAAGCUGCUCCGACGGGCUCACACGUCACUGAAGAAAGUUACAGUUAAAUCGAGCGGUUGUACGGCUUCGCGGAGUGGGAGUUGACCUUGACUUGUAACGAACUUGGAGAUAAUCGUUUCUUCUUGUGAAGCCAAAUUUGAGUGUUAAAUCAAAAAUGCCGUUGAUUUGUUGUGUGCCCGGAUGCCGUGGGAACUAUAGAAAUGGCCUAAAAGUUAGUGUAUUCGGCUUCCCGAAGGAAAAAGAACUUAUUGCAAAAUGGGUGGAAGCUAUUAAACGUAAAGAUUUUCCUCAGUCGAAGUUUAGUCGGGUUUGCGAGCUGCACUUCGAACCCGACCAAAUAAUUCGAGAAGCCUCUGCGUUCGAUCCUAGGACAGGCCGCACCUUGACUGCACCUUUGACAGUACCCCGUCUGAGGAAGGGCGCCGUUCCUUCCCUUUUUUUGCCUUCUUCUGGGCCUGUCGGCAGAACUGGUUUAUACCAGUACAAACUGGCGAACAGAAAAAGAAAGCCUGAACAGAAAGUGAAAGCACAGAAAGGAGAAUCUAAAGCAACUGAUGGAAGUGAACUAGCAAAAUUGUUGCAGACUCUUCCUGAUGCUGAAUCCCAACCUGUUUCUGAACCAUCCAUUGCCAUCAAGCAAGAAGUUGUCGAAUCUGUGAACGAACCUCCAUCACUAGUUAUCAAAAAUAUCCUCUGUGCAGAAGAUUUGGCAUCAUCCUCAAACAGUUCAUUUUCUUCCAGCAAUUUACCUCCUGAUCUUGGAAGCUCGCACCCCGUUACCAAUCCCGAUUCAACAAACGUGGAUGAAUCACAAGAAACAAAUAUUUUAAACAGACUACAGAGAAAAAGAAAAAUAAACUCUGUAGUACCAGAUGCCGAUGGCAGUACUUCAAAGGCUACACGAGCCAAAUUGCAUCGACGUACCAAAACAUCCUCGCCAUCAAUGAGAAACAGGUCGCAUCCUACUGCCGGGACAUCAAAGAAAUCCACUGGAUGUUCCAUUUCAUCAACGAAAAACGCUGAAGAUGGAACUAGAGAGAAGCUCCAAUCUUCGUUAAAUGAUUUUGGAAACAUUCCAUCACUUGGUUCCAGAUCUGGUGGCGAAAAGCAUAGAGACCUGUUCGAUGUGUUCGCAGAUUUCAUUGCCCAAAAACUGAGGGAGAUGAAUUGGGACAAAUGUGCUAGUUCCUUGAGAAAUAUUCUGGACAUUGUUUUCAAAGCAGGGCAAGAGCAACGUGAUAGCGAUGAAGAUAGUGACAUUUCAAGCCCCGACAGUUCCUCGACCUCUUCGUCACAUGAGGAAUAGCUUUGGUUGAUUGUGUAUGAUUCCAAAAACAGUGAAUUUGUGUGAAAUCUAAUUAUCAAAACUAUUAUCAUGAAAGUAACUAAACUUAUGUUAGUUAUUUUCAUGUAAAUCAAGCAUUUCAAAUAAAAUUUAAUUAAUUUA
Argiope bruennichi is the source of this 2902-nucleotide messenger RNA. RefSeq lists its product as uncharacterized. The record is from RefSeq and is a predicted model, not a curated record. Lineage: Eukaryota; Metazoa; Arthropoda; Arachnida; Araneae; Araneidae. Gene Ontology annotation, molecular function: sequence-specific DNA binding. The coding region runs from base 1610 to 2761 and encodes 383 amino acids. The transcript is spliced from 3 exons.